GUCUUUUCUGUUGUGAACCUUAGAAAACCGAUUUUUGCGCAGACAUUCGUUAAAAUUUGCAGACUUCAUCGGCCGAUAUUUUUCCUUACUAUGUCGAUUCCGUGCUCAAUAUUUUAUAGAGAACAUAAAGCCCGCGGAUUCUUUUUUGUUCAACUCAAUUUUCGACCUGGCAUCUCUGUUUAUGAAACAUUCAUUCUGUUUUUCUAAUUCACUGCAGAGAUAAUUUAUGUUUGUUAUUAAAAUGUUGAUUAUUAAUAGUUAGUAUUCAUGAAUAUUUAUUCUAUUCUAUGUAAUGGAUACACCUGAAAUAUGUCGUGUUUGUAUGGAUGAUGAUGGUGAUAAUUUCACAUCGUUGUUUGAUUUAUCCAUGGGCUAUCGUCUAACUCAUGCCGAAAUUAUUGCGGAAUGUGCGGGAAUCGAAGUAGAAAAAGACGACGGUUUGCCGGGAGUUAUCUGUAAUGAUUGUCUUCGGGCAAUAAACGAAGCGUACAAAAUUCGUUCACGAUGUCGUAAUACGGACAGAAAAUUAAGGAAAAUUCUUCACUUAGGCUGCAAAAUAAUUAAGGAAACAUGCAAACCCUCAAAUGAAAAGAUCUUAGAAAAUAGCUCAAUUGAAUGCUGCUUUGAAAAAUAUUCUAUUGAAGAGAAGCAAAAAGAGGAACAUAUAGAGCAAGUCGAUCAUGAAGAAGGCGUUAAAUAUGAUUCCGAAAGAAUCCAAAAUGAUGUUCAUAAAAUUGCAGAAUGGUCACCAAUUGCAUUAAAAACAUUAGCAGAUAAAGCAAACAUUAAUAUUAGCUAUUCAACUGACCUGAAUUCUUCAAUUGAUAAGUUAUCAAUCCCAAUUGAAUCAACUGACGAUACAUUUGAAUGUGUUUCAGAAGAUCUCAAUAUAAAACCUGUCACUGAAACUUUAGACUCAUCCAAUCACCAAAACAAUUUAGAAUUAGUGGAUGUAUCGCUAGUUAUUGUUAAACAAGAAGAUAUUCGACAAAGUAUUGCAGCGUUUGAAGAGGAAUAUCUUAUCGAAGAACUCAAGGAAUGUGUUGAAGAACAUGUUCAUAGCGAAACAGAGUCUACAAGGGUUUCAGAAAAACUUGAACAAGAAGAUAUUCAGAGAGUCUCUCCAUUGAUUGCGGAUAGAGAAGAUGAAAAAUUCGUGAAACUGGAAGUACAAACCCUGGACAAUGAUGAGUACGAAGACUAUGAAGCAAUUGACGAGGACUUGGAUGCUAUAGAGUCUGAAGGAUUCACUCUGACGGAUGAAAAUGUUAGUUGCUGCGGAUGUCCGAUGGAGUUUGCUAAUAGUAAUGAGCUAAUGAUUCAUUCCAAGACUAUUCAUGUUCCCAAAGAUGACACGAAUACCGGUCCGGAUUGGUUUACAUGUGAUGUAUGCUAUACAAACCACAGCUCAUUGAGAGCUCUAAACCACCAUAAAACAAGUCGGAUGAAUAGAAAACUGCGGACAUGCGUCUAUUGCAAACUAGUACUACAAAGCGUUCGCAAACGAAAACAGCAUGAAAAAUUGCACAAAAUGCUACCGAAAGAUUUUGUGAUAAGUUGUUGCGGGUGUGAUGAAAUGAUACCUUUCAACCAAUUAGGUAUACAUUCGGAGCAAGUUCAUAGAAAAUCCGAGCAAGUAUUACGCUCUAAAUUUGUAUGUGAAAUAUGCUUUCUAGACUGUGGGUUUAAACUUACACUGGAAAAUCACCAAUCCAAACAAAAAAUUCCCAAGAUUACAAAAACAGCGAUAAGGCAUGAACGGGUGGAACAAAUAUUCGAAGCCCGAACUGCCGAUAUUGAUGGUAGGCAACGUUUUAUGUGUGAUAUAUGCGGAAAGCAUUUUUCAACUAAAGGAAACCUUAAAUCACACCGUAUAUUACAUGAAGCAACUGAAAAACCAUUUAAGUGUACACGCUGUGAUCGAGAUUUUUCUAGAAAAUGUAAUUUCAACGUUCACAUGUUGAGGGUACAUUCGACUGACAGUGCAUUUCGGUGUGCAAUAUGUAAUAAACGUUUCAAAUGUACUGCUAACUUGAAAACCCACAUUAGGGUUCACACAAAAGAGCGACCGUAUUCCUGUACGUUGUGUUCGAAAAACUUUGCGCAUCUUUCGGACAAGCGUAGACACGAAGUUGUUCACUCUGGAAACUAUCCGUAUAGAUGUGAUCUAUGUAGUAAACCAUUCACAAGGAAAACAGUACUCGAACGGCACAAGCAGAUUUGCAACAAAAAGGUAGAAAGGAUCAAAACAACUUCAAACGUUGUUUGCGAUAUGUGUGAGGAAUGCUUUGUUUCUGUAGAAGAUCUUAACAACCAUCGUGUGGAAAGACACACGCAAACGUUGCACGAUGGGGAUUAUGAGGCAGAAGUCGAAAUCGAAUGAUCUUCACGAAUAAGCAAACUGUUUGAAAUUAAAGCGAUUGUAAUAAAAAUCUAAUCUUAAUUCACCUAGUGGUGCAAAAAUGUCUGUAUCUUGGCAUUCAGAAAGCCUCAUUACCUAUGUAUUAUUGAGUUAUUUUUUACAUAAAUAUAGGUAGAUUCAAUAA
Messenger RNA from Malaya genurostris, 2546 nucleotides. RefSeq names its product zinc finger and SCAN domain-containing protein 2-like. The record is from RefSeq and is a predicted model, not a curated record. Gene Ontology annotation, biological process: regulation of transcription by RNA polymerase II. The transcript has 2 exons. Gene Ontology annotation, cellular component: nucleus; chromosome. NCBI's taxonomy places the organism in Eukaryota, Metazoa, Arthropoda, Insecta, Diptera, Culicidae. Gene Ontology annotation, molecular function: zinc ion binding; chromatin insulator sequence binding. The coding region runs from base 293 to 2383 and encodes 696 amino acids.